Molecule: messenger RNA, 1722 nt
Organism: Thelazia callipaeda (thelaziosis nematode)
Lineage: Eukaryota; Metazoa; Nematoda; Chromadorea; Rhabditida; Thelaziidae
Source: the annotation of a GenBank genome assembly
AUGACUGAUCCUAGCAAAUAUGAGACAGAAAGCAAUACAUGGAAAAAUCCAUCUGAAGUAAUCGAAAAAAAAAGCCGACUAAACAAAAGGAAAUCAAUUUUGUCAUUCUCUUCAUCUUUACAACAAUUUUCAAUUGAUGGCAAAAGAAGUGACGAAUCUUUACUGCGGUCUUCAACUUCACAAGAUACUUUUUUGAGAAAUAAAAAUCCAUUCAAACAAAUAGCUCCCAAAAGAUUGUUAAAGCAGAAGUCCUUGUCUUAUAAAAAUGACAUUAGUGAUUUUCAACUGGAAAUUGAUUUCAAUGAAGAUAGCAAUGCGUUACAUGAAUUUCCGGAUAGUGUUUUUAAUGCAAUCCGAAAACCUCUCAGCACAAAAUGGAUUGAAUCAAGCGGUUGUUCCUCAUCAAACAUCAGAACUAAUAAGCGAUCACUUCCAAUUGAUUUUUCCUGUAUUGAUGAAUUCGUUACUUCAUUGCCAAAACAGAAUGUUGAGAAAGUAGAUGUUGUAAAAACGGAAGUAGAUUCACUUCCAAUAGAUUUUCGCCUUGGUGUCAAAUUACGCUUAGAAUCAUCUGAACAAUUUUUUUGGUUGGAAGACUCAGGAGUUUCGAAGUUUGAUGAAGCUAUUGACUUGUUCUGUUCUCUACCUACUAAAUCUACUAAGUAUUUUGGUGAUGAAGCCAUAGUUUUCGGAAAUGAAAUAUUUCAGGAAGAUUUGGAAAGAAAUGAAUUUGCUAGUGACUGUGGAAAAUUUCUAGCUUGUACUCUUUAUUGGCAGUUUCCGGACAUAGCUUGGCAGCCUUCAUUUCCACGUUUGAGUCAAGAAUCCCGAUUAUUAACAAAAAAUGCUUCUAUUCCUAAUUUAUAUGCUGUUGGUGAUCAACCAGUUCAUGCGCUGACAGUACAAUGGUUUUCGUCAUUUGAGCAACUUUACCUUUCGUGGAGAUAUGGCAAGCGUCCAUAUUUUUAUGUUUGUUGUCCUUCAAGUACAAUAUUAUUUUGGAAAACUGCAAAAGGCAUCAUUGAAUUUGAUGAGAAUACAGGUCGGGAAGAUAAUGAUUAUAAUUUUCGUGUGGUAAUCACACCUACAUUAUACGGUUUUCGGCAGCAAUUACGAGAGGAGGGUAUCAGGUACCUAAUGCCAUUUCGCAAUGCACGUCGAUCAUCGUCUCUACGCUCUCUAUGUUUGACUGAUAACAGUGGACUGGAUCUUAAUCAAAGUCAACAGUCACUAACGGCAUGUAAUAAGAAAGAACAAUCGGUAGUGUCGUCAAAUAGUGCACUAUCUGAAAAAAAUUUUAGUCUUGAUUCUGAAGAUGAAUCAAAAGAAAAUCAGUUUACGGUUAAUAAUACGUUCGAAAAGGAGGAAAAUGGUGACAUGGAUAAUCCAAGUUUCGAUGAUUUGCAUAGUUCGAAUGAUACUGAUAAUGAUGAGUGGCUCAGAGGAAUAGGCAUAUCUCCCAGAAAAAAUCUGAAGAUCACUCGGAAGAAUUCAGUGAUGUCGUGCCGUUCUUUUGAACAUGAAUAUUCUCUGUCAUUACAUCCAGAUGCCGUAGACGAAAAUAAGAAAAGUGCGAUCGUUCUACGCGACUUAAAUAGUAUAACGGCUCUUUACAAUUUAAUGACAACGACGAAUUUUGGACGUGUUGCCACAGGUCCGCAAGCUGGUUUGCCUCCCACACUUUUGGCUAGACAACCAUUUCUACAUUCAGUACUAAAGAAU